CGAUGUUGUAUUCCUUGUGUAUUCCGCAGACCUCACUGAAAUCAUCAACCAACUUUGAGCUUCACCUUAAUUCUCAACUCACGCCAUUUUUCACACCCGUUUCUAAUUAUUUUCGCUUCACCCAUUUUGACGUAUUAAAUCAUGGCGUCAGGCUACGAUAGAGCUCUUUCCGGUAUGUUCAGUCCGGAUGGACACGUUUUCCAGGUCGAAUAUGCCGGUGAAGCCGUAAAACGAGGAACUUGCGCUGUCGGUGUGAAGGGUGCAGAUAUCGUUGUCCUCGGUUGUGAGAAGAGAUCAGCAAUGAAGUUACAAGACACGCGCAUUACUCCUUCCAAGAUCGGUCUUAUCGACACCCACGUUUGCCUCGCCUUCGCCGGUUUGAACGCCGACGCUCGAAUUCUAGUCGACAAGGCACGUCUAGAAGCCCAAUCGCAUCGUCUAACCGUCGAAGAUCCCGUCUCAAUCGAAUACAUUACCAAAUAUGUCGCCGGUGUGCAACAGAGAUACACACAGAGUGGUGGUGUUCGACCUUUCGGCAUUAGUACCAUGAUCGUGGGCUUCGACAAGGGUAGCAAAGUACCACGACUCUACCAAACCGAACCGAGUGGUAUCUAUUCAGCAUGGAAAGCAAACGCUAUCGGUCGUUCUAGCAAGACCGUACGAGAAUUCCUCGAGCGCAACUACAAGGAGGAUAUGGAUCGCGAAGCCACCAUCCGAUUAGCCAUAAAGUCCUUACUAGAGGUUGUCCAAACAGGUGCGAAGAACAUUGAGAUUGCCAUCAUGGCUCCUGGCAAGUCCGUCGAAAUGCUGCCUGUCGAAGAUAUUGAGGGAUACGUCAAGAACAUCGAGCAAGAAAAGCAGGAAGAGGCGGCCAAGAAGAAGACCGGCCGAACACCAGGUACUGGCAGCGCAGCCAUCUUAACAAGAGAACGGGAAGGUGGCAGUGAUUAAACAUGAGAUAGCCGCAUGUUGUAGCUGGAGUUCUUGGGCUUCCUUGAAAGGAAAAAGGGAUUCGUAGAGGAUAUGAUCACAUUAGCAACUUGUACACUACCAACACAAGCAUGC
Messenger RNA from Hypoxylon trugodes, 1065 nucleotides. Its product is annotated as proteasome component pre6. Gene Ontology annotation, biological process: ubiquitin-dependent protein catabolic process. The coding region runs from base 142 to 951 and encodes 269 amino acids. Gene Ontology annotation, cellular component: proteasome core complex, alpha-subunit complex; nucleus; proteasome core complex. The transcript has 4 exons. The record is from RefSeq and is a predicted model, not a curated record. NCBI's taxonomy places the organism in Eukaryota, Fungi, Ascomycota, Sordariomycetes, Xylariales, Hypoxylaceae.